AUGGAGGUCUCCAACUACAAAACAACUUCACCUUCUCCCAGACGCACUGACCUGCAGCAGCUAGUCUGUCCGGGCGUCCAUACUCAACUUGAGCACACCAUCUCCAGUCUACUGGGGCACGGACCGUUUCAAAACGUAACUGCUCAGGUGAGCGACUGUUCUACCGUAGUUUCCGACGAUGUCCACCGUUUGCUCCGCAGUAGAUUGAGAGUAGGGAUGGUGGCUUGCGCAAAGCUUUGUUUAUAGUGAAGGCGGACUUGCGCGACAUCCAUCACACUCUCUCCUCCUCUCUCAGGUGUCAUGGCAGAGUCAAGAAGACUGAAGGCGGGAGAGGGCGCAGGUGGCUGCCACGGUGAAAAACCGCCCCUAGGCGUGCCAAUACACCCUCUGGUCCACAACAAACACCGUCGGAUGUGGUUUGGUAGCCCCACAUAAAGUAAAAAAACCUCAGUCACGUCUAAUACGCGACCGGUGGUAAUAAAGGGUUUUUACAGAUAGAGCCGGAGAACUUAUAGGCGAUGAGGUCAGGUAGUUGUAUGCAAAAAAGCUAUUGGGAGUGCGCGAUUGCACUUUCACUAAUUGAGAAAUAUCUGCGCUGACCCGUAACUGUAACCCUAGCCCAUAACUUUAACCCCGAAUCCUAAACCCCAACCCCAAACCCUAGUCCUUAACUCUAACCCCCUAACCAUAAUCCUUAACCCCAACCCCAACCGUAUUGUGUCCAUCGGGUGGGGCUACCAAAUGACAUCUUGCCACAAACACUAAUCAGGGUUUUACGCAACAAGAAAAAAUGGGGCGACUCUGAUCCCACUGGGUCGGAGUUCCACAGAGGCCACACUAACUAGAAGCCAUUGCAGCUUGACUUUUAACUCACCAGUCGGUCACUCCACACAAACACACCCUGCACUGACUGCGAGCUUCGAGUUAUCCCUUCAGUUGGUGGGCUUCCCAGCCACGGUUUUUGGCGCACAGUGGUAGGGCCAAACGUGUCAGAUUGUUUCCAGUGAGAAAUAUACGCUGAGGCUGUCGACCUCAUUCUUGCUCUCUCUUCCCACUCCCUGGCACUAGUCCACUGUUCGAGCCGGUGGGUGGACCAGGCACUCGUACGCAUGUGAGGAGUGCAUGCCACUUAAGAGAUGGUGCAUUUCAGUCGCUGACUAAAUGGUUACUCUGCCUCAGAAUGAUGGUGGCCCAGGCUAAUGCAGGGCUGUGUGUCACCCUUCUGGGCCUCAAGGAUUUGUGAGCGUCUGCUAUGUCAUGGUCAGCAACUCAUGGCCCUCGCAGCAUAGUGUGCGCUGGCAGUUCUCCGACACCUGGUUCCCUGCCGGCAGAUGCAUUUGCGUUCCCGCUGGGUGCACAGGUCAUGUCCAUGUUUGCCCAGCCAUCCUCCUCUUUCUGACUCGUUGCUGAGUUGCUUGUUGCAAAUCAGGGGGGUUUAGUGGUCCGUGCCAGCCACUUACGCCCUCUCCUACUCCCGGUCAUCUUGACUAUGCCUUGACACAGGGCCCAGGUGAGGAGGAGGGAAUGCGGUAGACGCUGCGCAAGUCUACUCUCACCAUAAACCAAUUCACGCGCAAGUCACUGUGCCUGCUCUAGCCCUGUCAGUUAAAUAAGCCGUAUUCGUCAUUAAUAUACUUAAACAAGUAGUCCUAACCAAUAGCAACUCAUAAGCACCGAAUGUGAUGGGCGUCAUGAUUGGCUAGAGGACAAGGUAUCCGGAACUUUAACAUACGAAUUGGCUACUCAUUAGGGAGAUCAGAACCCCUUUCAUUAGCUCGUUCGCUCUUCCGAUGGGUAUACUGGUCGUGAGAAUGGCUGCCCAGUCAUCAUCCUCGUCCUUCUGACCCGCUGUUGUGCUGUUGGUCAAAAUCCUGGUCAUUUGGUGUGUGGACCAGGGAGUUCGGAGUGGAGCGCCAGGGUGCGGACUCGACCGUGCCAUCCACCUGCGCCUCCCCCCGCCCGCCUCUGGUCGUCUUGACUCUCUCUUGACACCGGCAUCAGGUGCAGGGAGUACGAGGAGAGAGUGUGGUAGAUGCUGCGCAAGUCCACUGUCACCAUAGAUCAAUUCAGACACAAGUCCCCCUGCCUGCCUCACCUCGCCGUGGAGCGCACAGCGGACAUCAUUGGAUGCGACGAUUGAACUAUCAGGUGGGAGCAGUGGUCCACAAAGCCAGAGGGCCCGUCUGAGCGCCUCAUUCAGACGCAUAUGCCAGGGUUACACAUGCAAGGAGAAGCGGCUCGGAUCUCAAAUAUGCAACAGAAUGCAAGUAAGAAAGAGCCAUCACAGUCUGACUCCUAGGCCACCAAUCGGCCACUAAGCACGCAACUGAGCUGGCUGCAUAACCCAAAUUGAGGGCCUCUUGCAAGCAUUCCGCAUUGUGAAGGGAUUGGAGAGCAGCCUGGUCUUUGGGGGCUUUUGGAAUUCGCUACCACGACCAACCUCCGAGGUCACCCGUUAAAACUGCGCGUUCAGCGGGCAAGGCUGGAUGUGCAGUAGUUCGCCCUCUCUGUCCGAGUGGACAAAUCAUGGAACGCCCCCCUCCCCGCGGCUGUUGUGAUGUCAUCAUCGGUACAAAACUUUAAAAAGAACCUUGACAUUCAUGUUCCGAAAUGAACAAAAACGAUGAGAGUUCGAACUCAUCCCCUGAGACUCACUCUCACUUUUUCCCACCGUUAUCUCCCUGUUUGAAUUAUUUCAGUCAAGCUUAUUUCUCUAUACACCGCACACAACCUUACGCUGCAAAUGGGGCACUCAAAGGCCUACACUUAUUUCCUUCAAUAAACUGAACUAAACUGAACCUUGCAAGUCACGGCUUUAAGCGCACCGUGAAAAAGUCAAAUGUUUACCAGUUAGUCGGCGUUGCCUGUCAGUAGUAUAUUAGGCGCCUGCAACUUCCAUGACGCUUGUGGACAGAAGGACAGGUGAGUAUCGAGUCACCGUGACUACUUGAUCAACCACCUGAGGUCGCGUUCUUCUACCCACUCGUACGAAAAGCGGGCUUUCGGUUUUUUCAUGGAAGUCCGGGUCUAGGACCCGGAUGGAUUAUUUGGAAUUAAUAAAUCUUAUCGACAAAUACGAGGACGACUUGUAUGGUUCAAUCUGACCAGAAUUCUCACUAGCACUGUUCCCUACUUGAGUAAAUAUGCGUUUGACGCACAAUCCUAUAGGAUACCCUGAUAGCAUCCAACAGCCUCGCCUGCGUCCAAUUUCAUCGGAGACAGCAACGCUAUACACCAUAAAUCUUAUCCCACUAAUCGAGACUUGGACUGAUGGCUGAGGUGCCCGAAGCACACUCAUAUCUUAAGCAGCUGCAGGUCUAUGUUUUGCUCUCACUCACAGAAAUUCCAUUUCUGUUAGAAUAGUUGAUGUAUAACUCCCAUUAAAUAUACAGUGCGUGACCGAUCAGAUGAAAUUUUGGCCGAAAUCCUGAAAUGCUUAUUCAUUUAGGCAGGAUUACUUAGGUUGGGUUGUAAUGCUCUAUAAAAGCUACACUCGGCAAAAAUUGACUACCUACAGUGAGUGACCUAUCUCAUGAAAUGUUGGCUGACAUUCUUAAAUGCGUUUUCGAUUAGGAAGGAUUACUUGGUCGCGGUUGUAAUACUGACUAUCUUGCAGCAUAAUCUCAUAACAUUUCGGACUCGGCAGAAUGUCGGCUUUUAAAUGCACUUCCUUUCCAUCUCUUGUAGAAAGCGUACUUAGUAAACAAUGUCUACUCAAGUAGCAUGCAUUUUUCCGAUUGAUUUUCGAUGGUCUUGGAAAUUCAAAUAUAUUUUAUAGAAACCACAAACAAAAAUAUGCUGUCUUUCAGUCAAUCAAUAGAGAAUCACGUCUUCUUUAUAUUUUAUACUUAAGGAAGGAGUAUAAUUAGGUUUUAAAAAGUUUCUAAUUAUGAGACUUUUUAAGACCGCGAAAUGUCAAUUCACAUAGCAUCGUACCUGGCCGCUUACCACUGCUCCUCAUGAAAUGCACAACAUGGUCCGCAUCCAUUGCAAAAUUUUAUGGACUCUGUAUGAUAUCUCUUUAAUGGCAUAGAAAUAUAUGUGAUUUUCUUUAUGCGGAACGCAUGCACCUUGCAGACUGAAAUUACUCAGCGCUAAUGCAAUGAAUGAUCAGGCUCCAAAUUAUUCGGCAAUUGGAAAACCUUUUUUAAACCUAAUUGUACUCCUUUCUUAAGUAAAAAAUAUAAAGAAGACGUGAUUCUCUAUUGAUUGACUGAAAGACAGCAUAUUUGUAUUUACGGUUUCUAUAAAAUAUACUUGAAUUUGCAAGACCAUCGAAAAUCAAUGGUAAAAAUGCAUGCUACUUGAGUAGACAUUGUUUACUAAGUACGCUUUCUACAAGAGAUGGAAAGGAAGUGCAUUUAAAAGCCGACAUCCUGCCGAGUCCGAAAUGUUAUGAGAUUAUGCUGCAAGAUAGUCAGUAUUACAACCGCGACCAAGUAAUCCUUCCUAAUCGAAAACGCAUUUAAGAAUGUCAGCCAACAUUUCAUGAGAUAGGUCACUCACUGUAUGUAGCAUGUAUUUUUCCCAUUGAUUUUCGAUGGUCUUACAAAUUCAAAUAUUUUUUAUAGAAAAGACGCAUAAAAUAUGCUUUCUUUUACUUGUUUGGUAGAAAAUAACAUUGCCUUUACAUUGUAUACCCGACGAAGGCGUAGAUUUGGGUUUUUAAAAAGUUUCUAAUUAUGCGGUUUUCAAGAUCGUACGAUGUCCAUACAUACAACGUCGCACAUCACCGUUUGCCAGUCCUCCUCGUGAAACGUACAACAUAGUCCACAGCCACUGCAAAAUUUUAUGAACUCAACAUGUUAUCUUCUUAAAGGCAUAGAGGAAUAUAUUAUUUUUAUUGUGCGGAAAGCAUGCACCUUGUAAAGUGAAAUCACUAAAGGGUAAUGCAACAACUGAUCUGGCCCAAAAUUAUUGGGGAAUUGGGGAACUUUUUAAGGACCUUAAUAUACGCUUUCUUCGGGUAUAAAAUAUAAAGACAAUGUUAUUUUCUACCAAACAAUUAAAACAAAGCAUAUUUUAUGUGUCUUUUCUAUAACAAAAUAUUUGAAUUUAUAAGACCAUCGAAAAUCAAUGUGAAAAUACAUACCACAUAAGUAGUCAUUUUUUGCCGAAUGUAGCUUCUAUGGGAGGUCGAACCAAAGUGCAUUCAAAAGCCGACAUUCUAGCGAGUCCGAAAUUUUAUAGGAGUAUGUCGUUUGGUAAUCAGCAUGAAAACCCCACCUAAGUAAUCCUUCCUAAUCGAAAACGCAUUUCAGAAUUUCGGCCAAAAUUUCAUCAAAUCGGUCACGCACUGCAUGUCCUUCGGGCUAUGGGAUUUAUGAUUUAUGAUUUCGUUCUGUAUUUGCAAUAGAACAUGAACUUUUAGCUAAUAUUUCCAGUCGGUUUUCACUGGACGAGUCGGGUUUUCUAAUCAAAAACCCCUUUUGCAUCGCUUUUGGAAAAGUUACGUCACUUCGAUUGUUUUCUGCUGAAAAAGUAAAAUAAACCUCAUUUAAAGUAGUCCACCGAUAGAAAGUCGCUUUUUAUAUCUGACAGUUAGCGAGAGUUUGACAAAUCGCACCCAGGAAGGAUUAUGCCAUAACAUACUGCUGUCGAAGUUUGAAACAAGCAUUCGCAGCAGAAAUCAUUGAAACCAACAAAUGUCGCAACGGCUUAUCACGUAAAAGUGAUAAGCCGUCGCCAAAUUUGUUGUUUUAAGUAAAUUCUGCUGUGCAUGCGUGCUUCAAAUCCGUGCUGGUGAAAUAUUUCUGCAAACUUUCCAAAGUAGCAAACGACGGUUGGGAGUCUAGUCCCACAGUAGUUCGACAGAAAUCAGAAAGAGAGAGAGGAGGCGCGGGGACUAAGUUUUAUUUUAAAAGUAUCUUUCUGAUAUUUCCAGCCAAAAUAUCCUCCUAUUCUCGUGACCAGAAUACGGCGCAAUAGAUGCUGAAAGAGUUAAUGGGUUUGCACAUUUCGAGUCUCGACAUCUGUAUUGCAGUCCCUUUGCAUGUUAGGUAUCGUGCCAAAGAUGGCUAAACAUGAGCACUGACAUGCCGAUUUGCGCGAGAGAUAUGCCGAAAAGCACGGCGCGGGAGACGGAAAAAGUUCUCUGUCAUUAAUUCAGGAUGAAGGGAAUGGAGGGCAUCAUUCAGAAUUCGACCAGUAAAUUUUUUACUAAUUGUGGAAUAUGUUUGUAUUAAGAUAUCAGUCAAAAAUAUAUGAGAAACACAGGCAGCAGAAGAGAGCACUUGGAGGGCACAUUUUAAGAUGAGUACAUCUUUUUUAAGCAAGACAGGAACAGUAAUCGGGAACCAAUAUGGAAGGAGAGUGUGUGUAUGUGUAGGCCUCCUUCUUAAUAUGGCCUUUAUGGCACUCCCACUCCCUGGGGUACGCGCCGGGUGUGUUGGCACGCCUAGGUGCGGCUUCGGCCGUGAGAGCCUUUAUUCUUGUGUCGUUGUGGGUUAAAAUCCUGGACAGGUGUGUGUUGUGAACCAGGGGGAGUGUUGGCACGCCUAGGUGCGGGUCCGGCCGUACCAUCCACCUGCGUCCUCUCCUACCUCCGGUCUUCUUGACUCAGUCCUGACUCCGGGCCCAGGUUGAGGAUCGGGGAAGACAGAGUACGGUAGAUGCUGCGCAAGUCUACCACCACUAUUAACUAAGUCACGAGUAAGUCACCGUCCCUGUUAUCACCUUGCUGUGGAGCACACGGUAGACAUCGUCGGAGACAGCGGUGGAACUCUCAUGUUUAGGACAGAGCCUUGAGGUCUGUAAGCGUCCGCUUUGCCAAAAUCAGCAAACCAAGGCCCUCGCAGGCUGAAGCGCGCUGGCACUUCUUUGGCAGCUGUUCCCGGCCGGUAGAGGCGCUUGCGCUUCCACUGGAUGCACAGGUCCUCGCAUCUCCGCCGCUUUCGUUACUGUUGUUGAUGAUGAUGUUAUUGGUAAAAUCCUGCUCACCUGUUGUGUGGAACAGGGGGUGUGGUGGUACGUCUAGGUGCAGGCUCGGUCGUGCCAUCCACCUGCGCCAUCCCCUAUCUCCGGUAUUCUUAACUGGGUCCAGGCGGGGGGUAGGAGGAGAGAGUGCGGUGAAUACUGUUCAAUUCUACUAUCACUUUAAACUAAUUCACGGGCAAGUCACCGUGCCUUCUCUCGUCUUGCCGUGAAGCGCACAGGGGACAUCGUCGGCAACGACGGUCGGACUGGCGUGUGAAGGCAUCCACAAAUCUCCAGAUUAGGAAUUGAGAUGUGAAAAAGGAGCUUAAACAGCGAAAUUAAUAGGCAAGUUUGCAGAUUUUCGCAAAACAGGGUUGCAAUUCAAAAGGAGAAUGAGGGAUUUGAGGACAGGGCGACACCAGGCUACCGAAAAGGUUAUUCCUAGUUAGCGAGAAUGUCAAAGGAUUUUUGCUUGCCAGACUGGAAAAGUUGAGUACGAAGGCCAAAACAAUCUCUAAGUCAAGAACCAAUUCCUUCAGGAGAGCUGUACACAGAUGUUUUGUCGAGGAUGAGAUGGUGCGUGACUGUUUUGUAAGCAGAGAAGUAGUCUAGAUAUGCACAUGUGCACGCGCAGCAACAUUUGUCCCCUCACAUACUCAUUUACCGCCUCAUUCGAAUAAAUCUAUCAUUCCACAGACAGAAGGCAGUAAACGUCCAGGUAGGUACUGACCAUGAGACCAGGGGUGGUGUCAGUAGUCGUCACGGAGUAAGCAUUUGUAACUGCAGCAGAUUUCCUCCGUUCCAAUCAUGCUCCGAAAACAGCCUUUUCACCACCACCACUACCAUCAGCAAACUUCGACCGCCGACCCAGGAGCACACGACGACUCAACUUCACGGCAGGUGGUUGCCAGCCUUAAGUCUUUUCAUAGCCGAGGGUCCAGGGUUUCUGCAGAUGCCUUUGGAAGUAUCGAACAAGAUGCGAGUUACUGCUAAUCUUUAAAACUACUGAACGCUAUUCCAUCUUCUGGAGACGUCAGUGCUUUGAGUGGAAAAUGGUGCUAUAUGACGUUGCUGCUUGUUUUCUAGUGCGUACGCUGGGAGCAAAGUUGGGAAUGUAAAUGCAACAGGUCACGCCAUGGGCCUCAAUGCACCCGGUGGGGGUUUCAAGCAUCCGUUACCUAACAAAAAACUCAAAUUGGUGUCCUCAGUAAGUGGUCAUAGCCUCUUCGGGGCUUCUAUAUGCGGAUUAAAUAGGUUGAGGCCCCCCCCACCAUAAAGAAAUGUAUGUGGCCAGCGCAAGGCCAGGGCUUCGAGCCAAUUCGAUUGCGGAAUUGGCCACCUCCAAAUAUCAGCGGGAAUAGGAAGCCACUCUCGUAAUACAGGUUUCCUCCCUCUGUUCCGACCCAAACACUAACCCUGACCCCAAACUUAACCCUAAACUUAACCUCUACUUCAACCCUGUCCGCUACCUAAUCUACGGUGAAAUGCUUAUUGGUACACGUGGGCAAGGAGUAAAACUAGAGCACCCUAAAGCGGCCUCACGCAGGAUCGGAUGGUUUGGCGCACUGUGCUGUAAGACCUGAAGCAGUAACCCUCGAAGCCAACUGAAUAACCGAGUCGACGGGCGAGACGCGUAAAACAGACACGGAUGGCGUGGACAGACGUUGUAAGCACCCAAUCUUCGCAAAAUGUCCACAGUGUCAGCUGACGUCAGUAAAACGGAUUGGUUAAGUUGAAGAUCUUCGGAUCCACUGCAGUGUCAUUGCCAUCAGCCCACAUUCCACAGCUAGAAGCGUUAUCAUCGCGGAAGCCACGCCUCCCAUCUGCCAUCACUUUGACACCCAGUCAAAGUACCCGUUUACCCUAAUCAAAAAUCUUCGUGCACACCACACACACGGGACCCUUCCGGGACACAAAGCUGCAAAUCACCACCAACAGCGUUGAUCAAGUGCCAACUUGUCCUCAUUGGGUCACACAUUCCAAUCACGCACUGACUCUGUUGGUCUCCUGCGAAUCCAUCGCAGCAAACUCAACAGAGGCAGUGCCUAGUGUCUGAACCAGAACCUUUCACACAUGGAUCUAAUUAGCUAGAUUCACCUACGAGAAAACGUCCAGUUAAACCGGCACCAUUUGGUCUAUUGUACAACCCACGCACACACUAGAAUUGUGCAGUGACAAACUCGAUAGCAAGUGUAUAUACAUCGGUCGCUGGCAGAACAUCACACAUCACUCAUGCAACAGCCAUUAGAUCCAGUCUGCUAGGUUUGUUGCGAUUGGUGAAAUUACAUAUGUGGGAACGUGAAAAUCUCACUUUCAUGAAGUCUCGCGCACAGCAGACGCAGACGGCAACGGACGCCUGCAAGCGUGAGCCCUUAACUACCGUGCUACUUGCGUGUGGGAGGUUUUUGACUCAGGCUCACACUCCGCCAGUCAUUGCGCCACGCUUAACUUCUAGUCGACUUGACCCAGAUCAGAGAGUCAGGUCGAUCCAGCCAAGAUUCAGCGCUUAGCUCCUCACUAAGCCUCGACAGUGGCUUAAAAGGCUGCCAGAUGACGCGACGGGUCGGUCUCAUGGUCAGGCUGUAAUGACGAAUUCCCGUGCAGUGCCCGUCGUCUCUGGUCAAUACACUCCCACCGAAGACUGGUACCCGUGAUGUUGGGGAUCUGCCGUGUGUGGUACGCGUAGACGGUCGGUUAAGGUAUGCUAGAUAUUGCGCCCGCGCCAAAUUCCGAUCGUCCUGACUUGCUCUGACCCCGGAACGCUGGGAACGUGCGAAGACAGGACGAAGUUGAUGCCGAGCAUGUCUGUUCUUCUAUAAACAUUAGUAUCCUUAAGUCACGGGUACACCCACUCCGUGGAAAAAUGUGGACCUUCUCGACUGAGUCAUCGUUCUUUGUUUCACAGGCUUAAAUCACCUAAUUUAUCGUUGGCAAACUGCGUGGCAAUGCAUCGAAAUUUUGCUCUCCCACACGACAGACAGUGUUUCGAUUCUCUUCCGGCAGAUGUAAGCCAAACGGAAGAUGUUACCGACAAGGACAGUGCAAACGAGAGCUGCUCAUUUGUAAGUGACCAUCAACUACCCUGUGCUGUGGUAUUUCGUGUCAGGAUACUAUGAGCAACCUAUGCAUCUAUCGGGAUUCUAUUUGGCUGGAGCGUAUGAGCACCGCAUAUUGCAAUGUGCAGGAGUUCUCUCGCAGUUCCUUUGCUUGCAACAUAUCGCUCUAGCGUGGUUUACGAGACAGCAAUUGAAUCAGGCAUAUAUAGGGUAUUUUUAUGUGCGUCCGCUCACGCUUCCCGUAUUCCCAGUAUUCACCGCAUUCACCGUCCUCUCGGACAUUCCAUUUACGGUGGACUGGCAAAGUGGCCUUCCGACGUCUUAACUUUCUGACCUCCGAUUCGAACACCACAGUCAGUUCGUCAAAGCAAUUCUUGGAGAAACUUAAAGGAGUAAGUCUCCUGCCAAGCGAUGUCAUGGUUUCCUUUGAUGUCACGUCCCUUUUUACUUCUAUCCCGCAGGACCUGGCAGUCGAGACCAUCGAACUACUCCUACGAGAGAAGUGCGACGAAACGGAGAAUCGCCUCGGACACGCCCAAAUCAUCCAGCUCCUGAAGUUCUGUCUCAAGACGUCCUUUACGUUCGACGGAACAAUCGACAAGCAGGUGAAAGAAACGCCAUUGGGUUCGUCGCUUUCGGGACUCAUAGACGAGGCGGUCCUACAACGGCUGGAGUCGCUGGUUUUCCGACACCACAGACCGAAAUUCUGGGCUUGGUAUAUGAAUGACACCUCCGUCGUCAUCGAACGGGAUCAGGUGCUGACAUUCAACGAACAUCUCAACGCCGUCUUCCCGGACAUUCACUUUACGAUUGAGGGGAAGAAAAACCACCAGCUGGCCUUCCUGGAUGUACUUGUCGGCCGCAAAGACUACGGUGGUCAAAAAACCGAAGCGUUCAGGAAAGCGACAAAUACGACGCAAAUACUGAAAUUUUAUUGCAACCACCCGAGCAUUCCCACUCGCAGUUGCGUAAGGGCGCUAUACCGGCGUGUUGAGACGCACUGCAGUGAAAUGGAAGACAAGGUUGCUGAAUUACAAUAUCUUCGACGGGUAAUGAGAGCCAAUGGUUACCCGCGCAACUUUGUCAACCAGUGCAUACGAAAACGACACCACAGACCAACUCCAACCGGCACCAAAUUUUGGCGGGCUCUUCUGCACCUGGGGAAAGUCUCGAAAGCCGUCAGUCGUCUUCUCACUCCACUUGGAUUUGGGGUUGCACACAGGCCAGAAGCAAGCAUUAGGCGUCACGUCAUGAGACCAAAAGACCCACUCCAUGGCAGGAAAAGUCAGGCGUCGUUUACCGGAUCUGGUGCGGUUGCGGACAAAGCAACUACGUCGGAGAAACUGGGAGAUUACUCAGUACUCGAAUUGCCGAGCACGCAGCAGUAGUGAAGCGGGGGACGCUAGCUCUCAGGUGGCGAUUCAGUAGACGGGACCCGUCCAUAUUUUCAAAUUUAAAGAGGCCAAAAUCCAUGCAAGGGGUGACAACCACGUUAUCCGCGAGCUGCUCGAGUCAUGGUUCUCAGGCCCGCAAUCUAUCAACAGGCGUAAUGACCUCGCCUUACCGUAUUCUGUGCUCAGGUUUUCCCAGGGCAGGCGAAUCAGUCAUGUGGGGAGGACGCGGGUGAGUAAUAAUCUCAAUGACAAUGAGCCAAUUUGCCGAGCGAUUGCCACACCAGCAUCCAACACGGAUGACGAAAUCGCGGUAAUUAACGACUCGGACUCGGACCGACAAUCCACCACCGCAUCAAUUACGACCCCAGCGGUGAUUGCCAGAGCUGUUAAUUACAAUGCGCAUACGGUCCGAAGGCAGCCACGUGCUAUAAAUACUGCACGCCUGGUGCCACCAUCACCUUUAUCUGCGAAUGUCUCUGAUGAUGGAUUCGGGGGAGAAUCCGAAACGUCAGGCAAAUAAGCUUCUUGCUCCAGUGAUUGCAUCUUCAUCUUCCGCUUUGUAUACUUUCCAAGCAGCAUUACUGAAUAGGCAGAUACGAUGCUUUAUGCCUAGACAUUUUGCGUUUCUUAAAAAUAACCAGAAGCUUUUUUAACACCGCAAAUUACCUCUUUUUCGGCUAAAAGAACUGGAAAAAAUGUGUGGAUCCACCGAAUUAGGACAAAAUAUAUGUUCGGUGUUUGCCUUCCUACCAUAUUGUUCAGCUUUACAUUUAGCGACUCAUGGAUGCUUGAAUCUGCCCUCUUGUCGCGUAUCUUCUCUUUCCCUUUCCCUGCUUUAUUAAAGAGGAUUUUCUCGAUUUUGGACGUGCCCUUUACAGACUGUCUUCUGGCUUUAAAAGGUUCCUAAUCAUGACCACGUUACGAUGACACGUUGCAACCGACAGGCACCUGUUUUAAUCGAAUUCAUCCUGCCUUCAGCCCUCUUACACUGAUCUAGUUCCAUGACGCGCUUCCAACAGAACCCGUGAGACGCCCGCUCUGUUUUAUCGGCGUAACAGCGAUCAACUGAUACCAUCGCUGAGCCGCACUGGCUCAUAUUGUUGAAGAUCUAGGCGCACACUUCCCUCUCCUAAUCCUUCUCCUCCGUCCCUAUCCCCUAUCUAUCCUCUCCCUCCUGCUUCCGCUACUACUCUUUCUCCUCCUCACAUUCCUCUUUUCCUCCGUCUUCUUCUUCUUUUCCCCGUUUUUCUUCUUUUUCUCCUCCCCCUCCUCCCAUCUUCUCAUUCCUGAUGCUGCUGCUGCUGCCCACGCUCCCACUCCUCCCCCUCCUACCUCAUCUCCUUCUGCUCCUGCUCCUCCUCCUCCUGCUUCCUCGCCCUCUGAUUCCCGCUUUUCUAGCCUUGCGUGAAAAGAUAAAAACCACCUACUUCUACCGGUGUGCGUAUGUGUGUGCGCGUGCUUAUGUGCGUUUUUUUUUACCUCCUCGCGCACGCGAAACAUCGUAAGCGUCGUGGCACGCUGGGCGUGGUCGCCGCCGGUCACGCACAGGCGCAUUGAGCGCGUUCUCCGGUAGUUACCUCCGCGUAAUUGACCAGGCGACCUUACUGUCGCAGUCGUGUCGGCAUUCUAUUCCCGUCCUGCAUAAACAUGUACUAAAAAACUCCAUCAAAAUCUUUAUAGUAAUGUCUGUCCUUUGCUGCUAGACGGAGGCGCGACUGUGAUAGAUAACGCCGAGCGCAAAAGUGCAGUACGACGGGGAUGAAUCGAGGCGUAUUUGAACGGAACUCCGUCUGGACGCGAAUGUGGGUACAACUCUGGCUAGACCGAUAUUUACACGCCCUCACUUAGUUUGUAACAUUCAUGUAUUUUCAUUUUCUGCGGCAAGUUGACUGUGCUUUAAAACGCAAAUCAAAGGCCGGUUAAAGUCUGGGGAACAAUGUAGGAUAGUGCACCGCAUCCCGUGCCAAAACUGUCCUUGUAACUGCACAGGCCAGACUGGAUGCAAGCUUGGAUCACGCAUACACGAACACAAGCUGGCUGUGCGACGAGGCGACGCAUUAUCACAAGUGGCCGCCCAGACUUAAGAAAAGGGUCAUGAGUUUAACUUUACAGCCACUAAAAUAGUCGCCUACGACGGAAACAAAACAAACCGAGAAAGGAUUGAGACCUGGGCUUUGGAUGAGGACUCAGUCAAUCGAUUUAUCGAUCUGGCGACGGCGUACAGAGCCUUGCGCAGUCACCUUCAGUCUUGCGCCGUCGGUCAAUGAUUGGCUUACACAUCCUACAACUGUCGCUUGUUCUGUUGCUGUUACUAUCUCUGACGAUGGACUCUUGCACGAGUCCGAAAGCCCAGAACAAUAAACAAAAUGUUCCUGUGCUCGGCCAUCCUUCUUCUUCACUUGGACUUCAUUAUUUUCAUGCCUAUUCUCCAUUCUCUCCCCCUGUCCCGGGCUCAUUGAUCUGUCCUAGCUACAAGACGGAGUAUGCGGGAGUUUGAUUUGCCCCCGCCGACGGUUGCAUGAAAUGAGGCAAUUUGCAAGUAAGCCUUGUUAUCAUCCAAGUUGAGGGUCCUUUAGAACAUAUUUAUAGGGCAUCUACCCCAAUCAACGAAACAUUAACAAACCUCAGGCGCGGAUUCUGCCUGCUACAGGGCGUUCAGGUCAUGUAUUCCAUCACCGAGGUUCUAAGACUAGACAGCGCCGCCGUAUUCUGAUCGGUAACCGAGGUGGGCCAGCGAACAUCAUUACAGUAUUCAGAAUCGCAGACGUUAGGACGUUUAACCAUGAUUCGACUAGAUACGGAAUAAAGACCCUCCCGUACUAUAGGUGUUUUACAUUAAAUUCCAGGGGAUGUACUUAUUCCCAUAUUCUAAAUCUAACUUAACUUUCCUAAGCCUGGCCAUAGUCCUAACCCUUAUUGCUAUAACCUUAAAGCUAGCCCUAAACCCCCUGGAACGUACCCCAGGGCCACUUGCAAUAGGAAGACCAAUAAUCCAGUGCCCUCUCGCAUGAUCCACAAGGGACAGAUCAUCUGUCUCUGUGACCGACUGACUCUGGUUAGAAGUUCAGAUAAUGAUGAUGAUGAUGAUGAUGAUGAUGAUGGUGGUGGUGGUGGUGGUGGUGGUGGUGGUGGUGGUGGUGGUGGUGGUUGA
Molecule: messenger RNA, 14516 nt
Organism: Spirometra erinaceieuropaei
Lineage: Eukaryota; Metazoa; Platyhelminthes; Cestoda; Diphyllobothriidea; Diphyllobothriidae
Source: the annotation of a GenBank genome assembly